Paramecium pentaurelia is the source of this 228-nucleotide messenger RNA. NCBI's taxonomy places the organism in Eukaryota, Ciliophora, Oligohymenophorea, Peniculida, Parameciidae. The record is from the annotation of a GenBank genome assembly.
AUGUUUUACUUUAAAAAUAGUAAAGUGAUAUGUAAAGAUUUGAAUCUAGAAAACAUUUUAGUAAUAGGAAAUCUAAAAUUAAUAGAUUUAGGAUUGUCUAAGCAAUAUAAAUUGGAUAAUAAGUACUUAAUUAGAAAUUUUUCAAUGGUUUAGAUUGCUGGUACUCUCUUAUAUCAAGCAAUUGAAAUAAUAAAUAAUUAAGGACAUAAUUACAUUGUUGAUUGGUGA